UACACAGGAUAUGGAGGGCCAAACAAGCUACUUGAGUCUUGCACUAUUAGGUUUCCUUCAGCUGGCCUCUACUAUCGACACCUCCACCGGUGUACCCAAAGAGAACCCAGCAAAGGAAAUGAUUCAAGUCGGGCUAAUUUUCAGCAUGAACUCAACCAUCGGGAAGGUGGUGAAGAGUUGUAUAUCCAUGGCGUGCUCUGAUUUCUAUGAUGCGCACCCUAACUACCGUACCCGAUUGUCGCUUCUCACCAAAGAUCCAAAGGAUGAUGUCGUCGAUGCGGCAUCGGCAGUUUGGGACUUGAUGGAGAAUGGAGAAGUCCAUGCAAUCCUAGGCCCACAAUGGUCCUCACAAGCCAAAUUUGUAGUCGACUUAGGAGCAAACGCUCAAGUCCCAAUCAUAUCCUUCUCAGCCACUAGUCCAUCCCUUUCUCCCAGACAAAGACGCUACUUCGUUCGGACAGCCUAUGAUGACAGUUCACAAGUUGGUGCUUUAGCGGCUAUUGUUCAAGCUUAUGGUUGGAAAGAAAUAACUCUCGUUUAUGAAGGCACUGAUUAUGGCAACGGCUUGGUUCCAUACCUUGUCGACGCGUUCCAAGAGGUCGAUGCUCGGAUCUCUUACAGAAGCGUUAUUCCUCCAUCUCCGAAAGAUAUCGACAUCAUACAAGAGCUCAAUAAGUUGUUGGUGAUGCAGACUAGAGUGUUUCUUGUUCAUAUGACUGCAGUGAUUGGGUCUAGGUUCUUUGUUCUGGCAAGUAAUGCUAAAAUGAUGAGCAAGGAAUUUGCGUGGAUCGUCACCGAUGGCUUGUCGUCUUUACUAGACCCGGUCAGUUCUGAGGCUUUGGGCUCGCUGCAAGGUGUACUAGGUGUAAGGCCGCAUGUACCACCAUCGGAGUCUCGUAGAGAUUUCGAAGAGAGAUGGACAAAGCUUUAUUCCGAUAGAAAUUCACAUGACGAGAUUGCUGAUCUCAAUCUCUUUGGCUUAUGGGCAUAUGACACCGUUACAGCACUAGCAAUAGCAGGAGAGAUGGCAUGGGAGCCUGCAAAGUCUAGAUACUUAAAGACGAAUACGAGCAGAAACAAUCUCAACUUUUCGUCUAUCGGGAUAUCGGAGAUCGGCCCAAAAUUGUUCGACAAAAUUCUAAGCAUCAAAUUUCAAGGUGUCGGCGGAGAAUUUAACUUGCCCAACGGGCAACUUCAGCCCAUUGCAUUCGAAAUCUUUAAUGUUGUAGGACAGACAGAGAAAAUCAUCGGAUAUUUGACCUCGGCGCAAGGACUUUCACCCGAAUUGAACCCAUCACCGAAGGCAGAGUAUCCAGCUUCGGCCAACGAUUUGAAGCCUCCCACUUGGCCAGGAGAUACAUUAAAGCCACCGAAAGGUUGGGUGAUGCCGAUAUCAGGACAGAAUCUAAGGAUUGGGGUUCCGAAGAAAGACGGCUUUGGCGAGUUCUUCCAAAUAGAGUGGGAUCCGCAUACAGGAGUGCCCAGCUACUCAGGAUUCGCCCAUGACAUGUUUCUGGCAGUACUGGACGCAUUGCCUUUUGCCAUUCCUCACCAGUACGUUCCUUCCGUGAAUGAGAGUAGGCAAAGUGCAGGAACCUACGACGAUAUGUUGUCCGAAAUUAGACUUCAGAGAGUCGAUGCGGUUGUAGGAGACACGACCAUAGUCGCCAAUCGCUCGUCCUACAUUGAUUUUACGCUUCCCUACUCAGAAUCUGGUGUAGCAAUGGUAGUUGCCAUUAAGGAUGAUGAGCGGAGGAACAUGUGGAUCUUCUUAAAACCAUUGAGUUGGAAUCUCUGGUUAACGAUCUGUGUGGCCUUCAUUUCUACUGGGUUCGUCGUUUGGCUCCUUGAACAUCGUACAAAUGAAGAAUUUAGGGGUCGUCGUCGUCAACAACUCAGUGUAAUAUUCUGGUUUUCCUUCUCCACACUGGUGUUUGCCCAUAGAGAGAAGAUUGCAAACAAUUUGACAAGGCUUGUGCUCAUCGUAUGGGUAUUUGUGGUGCUUAUCCUGACUCAGAGUUACACUGCAAAUUUAGCUUCAUUUUUAACCGUGCAACGUAUGACGCCGAAGUUUGUGGACGUGCAAGACUUGAUAAGGGAUCGUCACUUCGUCGGAUAUCAGAAAGGAUCUUUCGUGAGAGGACUUCUCGUGGGACAGCUCAAGUUUGAUGAGUCCAAAUUGAUUCCUUAUGGUUCGCCAGAGGAAUACCACAAGGCACUUUCGAAGGGGAGCGAAAAAGGAGGAGUUGCGGCAAUCUUUGAUGAAUUGCCUUACAUACAACUCUUCCUUGCCAGAUACUGCAACAAGUACAGAAUGGUGGGACCAACCUAUAAAGCCGACGGGCUCGCCUUUGCCUUUCCAUUGGGGUCCCCUUUGGUCUCCUACAUUUCAAGGGCAAUCUUGAAAGUCACUCAAGAUAAAGCCAAAAUGGACGCAAUCGAAGGAAGAUACCUCCGAGGUCAAAGCUGGUGCCAAGAACAAGAUGCUACGAUCUUUUCAGACCAUCUUAGCCUGAGUGUGUACAGUUUCGGAGGGCUCUUCAUCAUCACCGGCGUCAUCUCAGUAUCUUCCGUAUUGAUAUAUGUGGUUCUAUUCUUCCAAUCCCAUUGGCAUUCUUCGAGCGCGAUUCAUCCUGGUGAUUGCUCCCUUUGGUCCAAGUUUUUGGAAACUGCAAACAUCUUCUUUCGAGAGCACCGGUUAAUUGGUUUUCUGUGGAAAAUUGGAUCUAGGAUAGCUCCGACGUCACAAUUGCGAAGUAUGGAAGCUUCCACGAAUAAUGAUGUUGGAGUGAUUGCAAGGACACCAAAUGAAGGAGAGAGGCCAAUACUGAUUAUACACGUUUGAGUUAUGAAGACCAAUUUUAAGAGAGGCUCAUCGAGCAUGACAACGAUUUAUCACAUCUAGCUAUUUAUAUACUUAUUAGCAAUAAACGGUGAAUUUUUAGUUUGAUA
Syzygium oleosum is the source of this 2952-nucleotide messenger RNA. Its product is annotated as glutamate receptor 2.1-like. The record is from RefSeq and is a predicted model, not a curated record. Gene Ontology annotation, cellular component: plasma membrane. Gene Ontology annotation, molecular function: glutamate-gated receptor activity. The transcript is spliced from 5 exons. Bases 11 to 2845 code for a protein of 944 amino acids. Lineage: Eukaryota; Viridiplantae; Streptophyta; Magnoliopsida; Myrtales; Myrtaceae.